This is a messenger RNA of Impatiens glandulifera, 1077 nucleotides long. Its product is annotated as isoleucine N-monooxygenase 1-like. Lineage: Eukaryota; Viridiplantae; Streptophyta; Magnoliopsida; Ericales; Balsaminaceae. The record is from RefSeq and is a predicted model, not a curated record. The transcript is spliced from 2 exons. Bases 1 to 1077 code for a protein of 358 amino acids. Gene Ontology annotation, molecular function: heme binding; monooxygenase activity; iron ion binding.
AUGUCGAAAAUGGGCUACGAGAUCUUUUGCAUUCGCCUAGGGCGAUUGCAUGUGAUUGUUGUUUCCUCUCCAGAGAUUGCAUGCGAGUUCCUGAAGAAACAGGAUGCAAUUUUUGCGUCACGUCCGACAUUCCUAUCGGCAGAGCUACUGAGCAAUGGAUUUUCCAUGAUGAUCUUUCCGACUAAUGGUGACCAAUGGAAAAAGAUGAGGCGUUUAUUGGUUUAUCACAUCCUCUCUCCAGAUACUCUCAAAAGAGCUGAGGGGACUGACCACCUCAUUCACUAUGUCUACAAUGUUAUCAAAAGCAAUGACGGUGCGGUGAACAUCAGGAUUGCAGCACAACACUUUUGCGCAAAUAUGAUGCGAAAUAUGAUUUUUAGUAAGAGGUUUUUCGGGAAAGGGACUGAAAAUGGGGGGCCAGGAAUUGAGGAGGAGGAGCAUAUGGCUGGGAUUUUUAAUAUACUUAAGUCUUUGUACAAUUUCUGCAUUUCUGACUAUUUUCCGUUCCUUCAACAUCGAAUAGAUCUCGAUGGUAAUGAGAAAUUCAUGAGGCAAGCUGUUGAGAGUGAAAUGAUGGUAGAAGCAAUUGACAACCCAUCAAAUGCUAUUGAAUGGGCAAUUGGUGAGAUGAUAAACCAACCUGAGACAUUGGUAAAAGCUGUUCAAGAACUAGACCGGGUUGUCGGAAAGAACCGGCUUGUCCAAGAAUCGGAUUUGAAUAAUCUCAAUUAUAUUAAAGCUUGCGUUAAAGAAUCUUUUCGGCUCCAUCCUAUAGCAGCCUUCAAUGUCCCACAUGUGUCCAUGUGUGACACCAUUGUGGCUGGUUACUUCAUACCUAAGGGUAGCCAUGUUCUCUUGAGCAGUCUAGGUCUAGGGCGUAACUUUAAGAUAUGGGAUGAACCGUUGCGAUUCAAUCCUGAGCGUCACCUUAAACAUGAUGGCUCAAAUGUGAUAUUGUCUUAUCCAGACCUCCACCUAUUGUCAUUUAGUAUAGGUCGGCGUGGUUGUCCAGCUGUUAACCUAGGAUCCACCAUGUCAGUUAUGUUAUUGGUGUACGUGUUAUCAUUUUAUGAUUAA